AUUGUGUUGGCGUUCCUGCUGAUAGGCGUGUCAUCCCGUUUCCUGUCAUUCUUGUCAAAAUGUUGUAUUUAUGAAAAAUACCCUGUAACGCAAAACUCGCGUAAUAAUGUUUUGAAUCUCAAGUGCGCACAAAAUGCCCGCAAUGAAGGACUCGUACAUCGUAAAAAUCGCGGUCGAAAUGACCGACCAAGUGCCACAACUCAUCGAAUUCAAUCAGAAGCAGCCCCUCGCCGGCAUAAUCCAAGAACUGUGCAACGGAUGGAAUCUCAGCGACCCCGAACAGUACGCCCUUCAAUUCAACGAUAACAACAACCGUAACUACAUAACGGAGAAGAAUCGCAACGAAAUUAAGAACGGUUCGGUGCUCCGUCUCCAAUACUCACCUUCGAAGACAGCUCAGGACAUUCUCCACAAACUGCACAACGGAAAUGCCGAAGAGAAAGCACACGCAAUGCACCGUCUCUCAAACCUAAGCGCCGACAUGACGUUCGCUUUGGAUUUCAUCAACAAGCAAGGACUUACUUUAAUAAUUAAGCAAAUCGAGACGGGUAAGUUCAAGGGGGCUGUUCUGGCCCACACUUUACUCUCCUUCGUCGAACUGAUGGAACACGGGAUCGUGUCGUGGGACAUCCUCAACGGGGAUUUUAUAACUCGCGUUGCGAGUUUUGUUAACUCGCCCCAGGAAGCCGAAGUCACUCAAGCCGCUCUCUCAAUCUUGGAAAACGUCGUUUUGAAUAGUACUGAAGGCUACGGCCAGGUGGAACGUGAGAUACCUAUUGGUUCGCUGGUGGGGCACCUCCAGGCCACACCGGUCGUCCAACAAAACGCUAUAGCUUUAAUCAACGCGUUACUUCUACGGGCUGAUUCAGUCAAACGCAGGUCUUUGGCAGCCACUCUCACAACGAAGCAGGUGCGGAGCAUGAUUCAGAAUCAUAUUUUACAAACGGGGGCUGCCUUAGGGGCUGAGAUGGCCCACCAGUUGUACGUUCUACAGACUUUGAUGUUGGGGCUGCUUGAACAGAGGAUGGUCACGAAGAUGGAUCCGCAAGAUCAGGAUGGCCAUGAUAAGAUCAAGGAGCUGCGAAGGAUUGCCUUUGAUAGUGAAGGGGCGGGGGGUGGGCGAGGGCCGGGUGGUUUCACACGGGACUACAAAAAAUUGGGCUUCAAAAAUGAUAUUAAUCCGGCGCUGGAUUUCACCGAGACGCCCCCUGGGUUAUUGGCUUUGGAUUGUAUGAUUUAUUUCGCACGGAACCACCCCGAUAGUUACACUAAACUUGUCUUGGAGAACAGUUGUAGGGCUGAUGAGCACGAGUGCCCCUUUGGGAGGGCUAGUGUUGAGUUGGUCCGGAUUUUAUGCGAGUUGCUUAAAAUCGGGGACGCUCCUUCGGAGCAGGGAGCCUCCUUCCAGCCGUUGUUUUUCACUCAUGAUAACCCCUUUGAGGAGUGUUUCUGCAUCUGUAUUGUUUUGUUGAACAAGACUUGGAAGGAGAUGAGGGCAACUUCGGAGGAUUUCGGCAAAGUUGCGAGUGUUGUAAGGGAGCAGAUUGUGAGGGCUUUGGGAGUACCACCGCCCUCGUCGUUGGAACAGCUGAAAGUGAAACUCCAAACUUUGACAUACAGUGAUAUAACACAAUUGUGGCAAUUGGAGCGGACUUCGAGGGAGGAGUGGGAAUCCCACGCGAGACCUAUCGUUGAAUUACGCGAACAAAUCACUCCAGAUAUUCUCAACUUGAUAAAACAGCAACGUCUCGCGUUUCUCGUUGAUGGGACAAGGUUUACAAAAUACUCAGCUCGGGGGCAAAGGAUCAAGGAUAAGUUUUGGUACAUCCGGCUGAGCCCCAAUCAUAAAGUCCUCCAUUACGGGGAUUGCGACGAGAAGAGUACGCCUACCACUGAGGAGCUUCCGUCCAAGUUAGCCGUGGCUGAUAUUAGGGCUCUCUUGGUCGGGAAAGAGUGUCCACAUAUGAAGGCGAGGAAAGCCUCGCAUCAGUUGGCGUUUUCUCUGGCUUUGGAAAGUGUCGAUUUGCAGUCACUGGAUUGUGUGGCGCCCGAUGAAGAGACGUUUGCGUAUUGGACGGAUGGGAUUAAUGCGUUGUUGGGACAGAGGAUGACGAGUAAGGAGACGGAUCGGGAUUUGGACACGUUGCUCUCAAUGGAGAUUAAGUUGAGGUUGUUGGAUGCGGAAGGUGUGACGAUUCCGCAGGAUCCACCGCCAAUUCCACCGGAUCCGGUGCAUUACCACUUUUGUUAUGAUCUGAAGUAGGGAUCUGAGAAUGGCAUGAACAAGACUAAUUAUACCAAAAAUCGAGAUAUUUAUUAGUAUUAUGAAUAAUUAUGAUGUAACUACUUUUUAGAGGUGCAUGUAAGAGAAAGAAGUAUAUGUAUUUUGCAUGAAAUAAAGACUUUUAUAAUAAGAUCAAA
Molecule: messenger RNA, 2421 nt
Organism: Tribolium castaneum (red flour beetle)
Lineage: Eukaryota; Metazoa; Arthropoda; Insecta; Coleoptera; Tenebrionidae
Gene: Ced-12
Product: Ced-12
Exons: 1
Coding region: 134-2263 (709 amino acids)
Biological process (GO): cell motility; actin filament organization
Cellular component (GO): plasma membrane
Source: RefSeq, a predicted model, not a curated record